UAUUUCAACCCCACUUACUUUUCAAUAUUCUUUCCAGGCCAUGCGAGCCCCGGCAGCGGCAGAGCUCCCUCCCGCUCGGGAAACUCCGCCACGGCUAUUUUUAUAUUCACAAACACCGCCAACACACGCAAAUAUAAUUAUAUAACCAUUUUUUCCCAUCUCUCCUCCCACGAAUUAACUUAAACCCCUUCCUGCAACAACCUAAAAGCUUUCCAGAAAUGUUCCGCGGUCUCUCCAGCUUCAACCAUGUCGACGAGGAUCUCUCCAAUUCCGCGCCUUCAACACCCAAAAGCUCCAAGAAAACGAAACAGUCCAACAACAACAGCAAGAACCCGUACUCAUCCAGAGGCCUGGACAAGUUCACUUCCGUUCUCUCUGAUCUCGAAGCUAGAAAAGAGAAGAUCAUGGCUAAGAAAGGAUUAAGCGGGGACGACGGCACCAUGGUCCGCUUCAUGUAUUCCAACUCCCAAGACUGGAUCCCAAUUGUCGUCCGAUUGCGAGAGGAGAACAGGCCCAACAACAACGGCAGCAAUCCAGCCAGCCCGAAGAAGGCCGCGCCCGCACAGCCUAACGUCAAGGAGUUGUCGUCACCAUCCUCGUUGCCCAUGCCGCCGUCGCCGAAGCCGAAGGAGGAGGCUCAGAAGGAGAAGAAGGUUAAGAAGCGCGUGACAUGGAUUCAGGGAGAAGGUGGGAGAAAGACGGAGGUGCGGUGGAAGUUGAGGCCUUCGUAUUAUAUGCUGGCGGUGAUGCUAUUGAUAUUAGUGUGUUUGUUGGUGUUUGGGAGAGUUUUUGCGAUUUGUUGUACUGCUGUGUGGUGGUAUUUGGUGCCGAAUUUUAAUGGCACGGAUGAGAGUGGGAUUACGAGAAAAAGGGCUGGGGGUAAGAAUUAUGUGAGGAAGAUUAGCGAUAAGAGAGUUUCUGCCGUCGCCGGCGGCGGAGACGGCGGUGUGCAGGGAUUGGCGUCUCCUAGAGCUAAUGCUGGUCAUAGCAAGAGAGGUUAAAGAAUGAAUUAUGACCU
Molecule: messenger RNA, 1018 nt
Organism: Phalaenopsis equestris
Lineage: Eukaryota; Viridiplantae; Streptophyta; Magnoliopsida; Asparagales; Orchidaceae
Exons: 1
Coding region: 219-1001 (260 amino acids)
Source: RefSeq, a predicted model, not a curated record